Molecule: messenger RNA, 1278 nt
Organism: Trichomonas vaginalis G3
Lineage: Eukaryota; Parabasalia; Trichomonadida; Trichomonadidae
Exons: 1
Coding region: 1-1278 (425 amino acids)
Source: RefSeq, a predicted model, not a curated record
AUGUUCGCCGGAUAUUCUCAAACUCCACGUGGAUAUCAGUACUCUACAGUCGAUCCUGAGAACAAAUAUUCACGUGCUGAUCCUCAGCUUGCAGAAGAAGAAAAUCAUUCAACUUUUGAGGAAAUUUUCAAAAAUAAUUGGCAAUUUGAGAAGUCAUUGCCAUUCAUUGCCGAAAUAAAUCAUAAAAAGACUCUCAAAUACACAUCUUAUGAACAAAUUUUCAACGAAAUCAAUGAAAUUCAGCCAUUUUUAUCAAAUUUCAACAGUUCUAAUCCUUUAGGCAUCUAUUCAUCAUUAAACAGAACGACAUUUGUAUUAUACCUCGCAUGCUUAUACUGCAACACCCCAGUUCUUGCUUCUGGUCCUGGAUAUCAAACAGAAGAAGAGUUUAUGAAGACUGCGGAAGAAGUUAACUGUGCAGCCAUCAUUGUCCCUCAAUCAGAAAUAUCAAAAGUCCUGGCAACAUUUAACAAAAAUGAUAUUCCAGUGUUUUCAGAUAUCAAUUCUCUUCAAGCAUUUAAAUACAAAGAAGGAGGUGACUACAGAUACAUUUUUGGACAUAAUCCAACUGUUAAAUUGACUCAAGAACAGCUCUGCGCCGCUCUUCCAACUUGGGCAAAGAGAUUAUCAAUUAGCCGCGAUUCAAGAAUCGCUUUGGAGCUUCCUCUUGGUAGCAAUUUACUCAGACUUGCUGCAACGGUCGCAAUUUCUCAGCGUGCAGUUAUUUUCUUCGGAAAUGAGUACAAUCAAGCAUAUAUUACACAUUUCUUCGCAUCCGAACAGUUCUUCAUUGAUACCACAAACCAAAUUACUGAAAAACUCAACAGUUUUGGCUUCUUAUUUAAAUUAAAGUAUUAUCCACUUUAUUGGUGGAAGAAUGUUAAGAUGGCAUUGGCUUCAACAAGUUCUAUUGCUGAUAAUCGCGUUUUUAACCGUCUUAAAGUCGAUUUUGGAUCCGAAAUUCGAUUCUUUUUCACAGAUCAACAGCCAUCUUACGAAUUACAUGAUUUAUUUACAACAGUCAUGACCAAACCAUUGGUAACUGUCACAGUUCCUGAACAAUGGGGCAAUUAUGGCCUUUGUCUUCCAACAGAUAUCAGAUUUACAAAAUACGGAACACUUGGUGGACCAGUUGCAUGCAAGAUCACUAUUGAUAGGGAAAAUGAUACUAUUUCUUGCAGUGCAUCAGGAAAUGUCCUCAAAUCUAAGGCAAAUUGGGAUGAAGAAGGAUCUCUUUAUGCGAUUACUCUCAAAAAUCUCUAUUUAAGUGCUGAAUAA